Molecule: messenger RNA, 2103 nt
Organism: Dacryopinax primogenitus
Lineage: Eukaryota; Fungi; Basidiomycota; Dacrymycetes; Dacrymycetales; Dacrymycetaceae
Product: FabD/lysophospholipase-like protein
Exons: 6
Coding region: 1-2103 (700 amino acids)
Biological process (GO): glycerophospholipid catabolic process
Cellular component (GO): cytosol
Molecular function (GO): A2-type glycerophospholipase activity
Source: RefSeq, a predicted model, not a curated record
AUGAUAUGCGAUGACAACAACGUCAAAGACGGCAAGAAGCUUGGCUGGGACUUGCCAGGCGGAACGGGCGAGCAUCUUCCUCAAGCAACGCACAUCAACGACAACGAGGAGCCAUCCAGGGACGACGACGACUGUAAUGACUACACUUUCCUACAGCACAAGAGGAAAUCUCCAGGACAGCGAGUAAACCAUCUCCUGCGGAAAGUGCAAGGACGUGUGUCUGCCUUCCAGCUCGCAACGGACGACACACAGUUCUCUACACAGCGACUUGAGCUGCAUCCCGAACUCGAAUGGGAUGCCACUCUCCGGAGGACAAAUGACCUGCACCCCUCCGAAGUUUCCUACCUCUCGGCCCGUCGCACACGCAUCCUCAACACUAACGCACUUAGGACCUUCCUCUCCCUCCCCCAAGAGGAGUCCAUAAAUCCAGACGAUCUCCCCAUCGUCGGCCUGGGUGGCAGCGGAGGGGGAUAUCGCUCCCAUCUGGGGUUUAUCGCUACUUUCCAGGCAGCGAAGGUGCUUGGAUUCUGGGAUCUGGUCAGCUAUGUCGCUGGGGUAAGCGCUGCGUGCUGGACGAUUGCUGCAUACCUCACCUUCGCCCACCAGGACGCCGACCUGCUCCUAUCCCAUUUUGCAGAGAACAGUUCCCAGCACCCCCUCUCCCCUCGCGCGCUGCGCACUGUCCUCUCCUCCCCACACGGGGCCGACUUCCUCUUCGCACCCCUUGCUGCCAAAGUGCGCAAGGGACUCAGACUAGCUCUGAUGGACCUCUGGAGCACUGGCAGCACGGGGUGGAUGUGGUUGCCUCUCGCUUGCGAAACGGGAGAACGCCCGAGAUUAAGGGAGGAAUGGAUGCAGUGGUCUAAAGUCUGGGAACGCGCUGGUGUCAAGGAUGGCUGCGAGCCCUUCCCCAUUCUCACUUGCGUACGGCACGUCAUACCCUGGGACCCGUCAACACCCCGACGCCUCCUACGCCAUCUCCUACGGUUUGCCCGCUCCGACCCCGUGCGCAGAGACAUCGAAUCCGCUGCAAAAGUACAUCAUGCCUGGUACCAAUGGUGGGAGGUCAACCCACUCGAAGUGGGGAGUGACGAGAUGGAGGGCUGGGUUCCAAGCUGGGCUUUCGGCAGGAGGUUUAGGAAUGGACGUUCUUUAGAGCGGGCGGUCGAGCUCCCUCUUUCUCUCCUCCUUGGGCCAGCGACGUCGGCCCCUUCUGCACCGCUCGUCGAUCAGCUUGCUACUGUUGCUCGCAACCUUCCCGAGGGCAUCGUCGGGCGCUCGCUCAAGCGCGCUGCAGCAGGGAUCAUGCGCCGUAUACCUGCCGAAGCAGAACGUUUUGGGAACAAACAUCCUUUACACCCCGGCCAGGUGCACAACCCUUUCUUUCUCGUACCUCGAAAAGCACGACUCGGGGGAAACGAGAAGACAGGCCGGAUCGCGCUCAUGGACGCCGGGCUGGAUAACAACAUGCCGAUGCAGCCAUUUCUUCACCCAGGCAGGGAGGUUGACGUCCUUAUCAACAUUGAUUUUUCCAGCGAUGUGCAGGAGGACACUGCCAUGGCGCGAUUACGCAACUUCUGCCGCGGACGAGGGCUGGAGCUGAGGGAUCGGAACCCCUUGCCAAGUUUGGGCGGCGUGCCGCGGGAUGAGAGGGGAAGACCGACGACUUUGACUGCGGAAGAAGUUGAGAAGAGGUUCGAAGGCCGGUAUGCCCAGGUACUUGAUGCGGUGCCUAUGUGGGUAGGCAAUACGGGCGCGCCGCCGAAGGAGGGGUGGUAUUACACGGAUGGGGGUAUUGGGAGAGGGACGAUUCUCUGUAAUGACAAGGAUCAGCCGCAGGGUCACAGAAGCAUGCUGGUGGUGUAUGCGCCGCUCCUGCCAAACAAGGUUCAUCCGGAAUUCGAUCCUUCGACAGCAGCGUUCGCCGACUCGUACAACCUGGUUUGGACGCCAGAACAAGUGCAUACAAUCGCCGAGACGCAACGAGCGAACAUCGUAAAAGCCAUGCCUACCAUUAGGGAUGCGAUCCGAGAAGCAUAUGAGACGAAGAAGAGGCAGCGUCUGGAGCGGGAAAGGAUGAAUACUUACGAACGACGAUCUUGA